Messenger RNA from Oncorhynchus keta (chum salmon), 3475 nucleotides. RefSeq names its product serine/threonine-protein phosphatase 2A 55 kDa regulatory subunit B gamma isoform-like. Bases 1 to 987 code for a protein of 328 amino acids. The transcript has 12 exons. Gene Ontology annotation, molecular function: protein binding; protein phosphatase regulator activity. Gene Ontology annotation, biological process: peptidyl-serine dephosphorylation. Lineage: Eukaryota; Metazoa; Chordata; Actinopteri; Salmoniformes; Salmonidae. Gene Ontology annotation, cellular component: protein phosphatase type 2A complex; cytosol. The record is from RefSeq and is a predicted model, not a curated record.
AUGUUUCCUCCUCAAGUGCUCAGGAAUAAGACCAUCAAGCUGUGGAAGGUGAGUGAACGAGACAAGCAACCGGAGGGCUACAACCUGAAAGAUGAGGAGGGCAGGGUGAAGGACAUCUCUACAGUCACAUCACUACAGAUAAGACCCUCCUCCCUGGAAGUGACGGAGAGACCUACCACACAGACACAUGACCUGAGGAUCAACAUGUGGCACCUGGGGAUCACAGACCGCAGCUACAACAUAGUGGACAUCAAGCCAGCCAACAUGGAGGAGCUGACGGAGGUGAUAACAGCAGCAGAGUUUCAUCCUCACCACUGUCACCUGUUUGUCUACAGCAGCAGUAAAGGAUCUCUCCGUCUCUGUGACAUGAGGGCCUCGGCACUUUGCGACAGACACACCAAACUCUUUGAGGAACCAGAGGACCCAGGAAGUCGCUCAUUCUUCUCUGAGAUCGUGUCGUCGGUGUCGGAUGUGAAGUUCAGUCACAACGGGCGGUACCUGCUGACCAGGGAUUACCUGACGGCCAAGGUGUGGGACUUACACAUGGAGAAAGGCCCCGUCGAAACCUACCAGGUUCAUGACUACCUGAGGACUAAGCUGUGCUCUCUGUACGAGAACGACUGCAUUUUUGACAAAUUCGAGUGUGUCUGGAACAGCUCCGACAGUGUGAUAAUGACUGGGGCGUACAACAGCUUCUUCCGGAUGUUUGACAGGGAGACAGGGCGGGGCGUGACCCUGGAGGUAACGUGGCGAGAGACCAGUAAGCCGCGAGCUGUACUGCGGACGCGACGGAUCUACACCGGGGGCAAGCGUCGUCGUGGCGACGUGGGGGUGGACAGUCUGGACUUCACUAAGAAGAUCCUCCACAUGGCCUGGCACCCCGAGGAGAACAUCAUCGCCAUAGCCUCCACCAACAACCUCUACAUCUUUCAGGACCGGGUCAGCCCCGAUACACAGGGUCCAGACCUGGGUUCAAAUACCAUUUAGUACCGGGUCAGUCCCGAUACACAGGGUCCAGACCUGGGUUCAAAUACCAUUUAGUACCGGGUCAGCCCCGAUACACAGGGUCCAGACCUGGGUUCAAAUACCAUUUAGCACCGGGUCAGCCCCGAUACACAGGGUCCAGACCUGGGUUCAAAUACCAUUUAGGUCCAUUUAGGACAGGGUCCACACACAGAAACAGGAUUGAGAAGUAGUCAUUAAACGCAUGUGCACACACACACACACACACACACACACACAGGACUGAGAUCAGUCUAUAAGGUGAAUGAGUUGGACAGGCCUGAGAUCAGUCUGUAAGGUGAAUGAGUUGGACAGGCCUGAGAUCAGUCUAUAAGGUGAAUGAGUUGGACAGGCCUGAGAUCAGUCUAUAAGGUGAAUGAGUUGGACAGGCCUGAGAUCAGUCUAUAAGGUGAAUGAGUUGGACAGGCCUGAGAUCAGUCUAUAAGGUGAAUGAGUUGGACAGGCCUGAGAUCAGUCUAUAAGGUGAAUGAGUUGGACAGGCCUGAGAUCAGUCUAUAAGGUGAAUGAGUUGGACAGGCCUGAGAUCAGUCUAUAAGGUGAAUGAGUUGGACAGGCCUGAGAUCAGUCUAUAAGGUGAAUGAGUUGGACAGGCCUGAGAUCAGUCUAUAAGGUGAAUGAGUUGGACAGGCCUGAGAUCAGUCUGUAAGGUGAAUGAGUUGGACAGGCCUGAGAUCAGUCUAUAAGGUGAAUGAGUUGGACAGGCCUGAGAUCAGUCUAUAAGGUGAAUGAGUUGGACAGGCCUGAGAUCAGUCUAUAAGGUGAAUGAGUUGGACAGGCCUGAGAUCAGUCUAUAAGGUGAAUGAGUUGGACAGGCCUGAGAUCAGUCUGUAAGGUGAAUGAGUUGGACAGGCCUGAGAUCAGUCUAUAAGGUGAAUGAGUUGGACAGGCCUGAGAUCAGUCUGUAAGGUGAAUGAGUUGGACAGGCCUGAGAUCAGUCUAUAAGGUGAAUGAGUUGGACAGGCCUGAGAUCAGUCUAUAAGGUGAAUGAGUUGGACAGGCCUGAGAUCAGUCUAUAAGGUGAAUGAGUUGGACAGGCCUGAGAUCAGUCUAUAAGGUGAAUGAGUUGGACAGGCCUGAGAUCAGUCUAUAAGGUGAAUGAGUUGGACAGGCCUGAGAUCAGUCUGUAAGGUGAAUGAGUUGGACAGGCCUGAGAUCAGUCUAUAAGGUGAAUGAGUUGGACAGGCCUGAGAUCAGUCUGUAAGGUGAAUGAGUUGGACAGGCCUGAGAUCAGUCUAUAAGGUGAAUGAGUUGGACAGGCCUGAGAUCAGUCUGUAAGGUGAAUGAGUUGGACAGGCCUGAGAUCAGUCUAUAAGGUGAAUGAGUUGGACAGGCCUGAGAUCAGUCUGUAAGAUGAAUGAGUUGGACAGGCCUGAGAUCAGUCUAUAAGGUGAAUGAGUUGGACAGGCCUGAGAUCAGUCUGUAAGGUGAAUGAGUUGGACAGGCCUGAGAUCAGUCUGUAAGGUGAAUGAGUUGGACAGGCCUGAGAUCAGUCUAUAAGGUGAAUGAGUUGGACAGGCCUGAGAUCAGUCUGUAAGGUGAAUGAGUUGGACAGGCCUGAGAUCAGUCUAUAAGAUCAAUGAGUUGGACAGGCCUGAGAUCAGUCUAUAAGGGGAAUGAGUUGGACACCCCUGAGUUCGCUAUCUAAGGUGAAUGAGUUGGACAGGCCUGAGAUCAGUCUAUAAGGGGAAUUAGUUGGACACCCCUGAGUUCGCUAUCUAAGGUGUCUGAAGACAGAGGAAGGUUGUGUGUGUGUGUGUGUGUGUGUGUGUGUGUGUGUGUGUGUGUGUGUGUGUGUGUGUGUGUGUGUGUGUGUGUGUGUGUGUGUGUGUGUGUGUGUGUGUGUGUGUGUGUGUGUGUGUGUGUGUGUGUGUGUGUGUGUGUGUGUGUGUGUGUGUGUGUGUGUGUGUGUGUGUGUGUGUGUGUGUGUGUGUGUGUCCCAGACCGCAGUGACCCAGUGUGUGGAUCCAAUCACUGUUUAUAUUGUUAUUUUAGUCAACAGUCACUAGACGUCCCGUUUAACGGAUUCCCUUUAUGAUCACAACACCUCAGCACACCUGGAUACACAGGACACCUUUACACACAGCUGGUGAGAGUGGACACUUCUGGACACCUGGUGAGAGUGGACACUUCUGGACACCUGGUGAGAGUGGACACUUCUGGACACCUGGUGAGAGUGGACACUUCUGGACACCUGGUGAGAGUGGACACUUCUGGACACCUGGUGAGAGUGGACACUUCUGGACACCUGGUGAGAGUGGACACAUCUAGACACCUGGUGAGAGUGGACACAUCUGGACACCUGGUGAGAGUGGACACAUCUAGACACCUGGUGAGAGUGGACACAUCUAGACACCUGAUGACUCAUCUGGAUUAAUCUAGACACCUGGUGACCCAUCUAGACACCUGGUGACCCAUCUGGAUUAAUCUAGACACCUGGUGACCCAUCUAGACA